Molecule: messenger RNA, 1285 nt
Organism: Centruroides sculpturatus (bark scorpion)
Lineage: Eukaryota; Metazoa; Arthropoda; Arachnida; Scorpiones; Buthidae
Exons: 1
Coding region: 280-1056 (258 amino acids)
Source: RefSeq, a predicted model, not a curated record
CCUGGAAUAAAUUCGAACUCACCCCACAAAGACCAUCAAACACCAGUUGUCUUUGUUAGCCGCGUCAUCAAGACGUGCUGUACCAAGUACGUGAGAAGGAGAAUAAAAGUUUAGUUUCUGUUAUGAUCUCGUCUUGUUUGUUUCUUUCACUCACAGUGAUGAAAGAUGAAGGCAACAACAAUGCAAACCCACAUUGGUGAGCCAGACUAAGAACUAUCAUUGGAGCCUUCAUCAGGUACAUCGUUUACCACCUUUUCUCAAGACCUCAGUCAUCACAUCAUGGCUGAGAUUGGAGCGGUAAAAAUCCCUCCAUACAACUUUUCCGACCCAGCCUUAUGGUUCCACAUGUGCGAAAGCACAUUUGCGCUAGGAUCUCCAAAGCUGAUCACAGGAAGUGCCACAAAGUUCAACUACGUAGUGGCCCAUUUACCACCGGAAGUCUCAUCAACGGUUAAAGACAUUAUUAUUUCUCCGGACCAUACAGACCUGUACAGUCACAUAAAGGUGGAACUUAUUACACGAUCCAGCAAAUCGUCUCAACAGGAGUUACAAAAACUAUUGGCCGGAGAACAGCUAGGAGAUUGCAAACCCUCUGAACUACUACGUAUUCUAAAGCAUUGGGCGGAAAAUUUUCAAAUCUCAAACGCAAUUAUAUUAGAAUUAUUCACACAACACCUUCCGACUUCCGUCCAAUCUAUCCUAGCUGCCAUUACCCCACUCGACGUAAACAAAGCAGCAGAGGUAGCAAACUGCAUGGUGAAAGUAACCCCCGCAAUGAUAGCUUCAGUGUCGCAACCUGAGAAACCCGAUACCGUAACCAACAAAAUACUAGUCGACAUAAAUAAACUUAACAAGCGAAUCAAUCAACUAAUGCAGGCACGUUGGGAUCGCAGUGACCAUUUUUCUGAACACUCCCGCAACAGUUCAGGACAUCGCAACAAUUCAACUCGCCGCAGUAUCAACAACUACUGCUGGUACCACAACCAUUUUGGUGCAAAGGCACAAAAAUGUACUCCUCCGUGUAGUUUUCCAACAAACGAGAGCGGCGAAGCAUAGAGGCAACAUGCACUUUGCUGGAACAAUCUCAUCGCCUGUUCAUCCUAGAUAAGAGAACAAACAAACUUUCUCAUCGACACAGGUUCCGACGUAUCAAUAUUUCCAGCUUCCUCGUCUCAAAAGAAACGCGCAUCUCAAAUGACCUUGAUGGCUACAAACACAACUGCAAUUCAUGUCUACGACCAAUGAACACUCACUCUCGAUUUUGGGUUAAAGAAAAUUUUUCGCU